This is a messenger RNA of Syngnathus acus (greater pipefish), 1924 nucleotides long. Its product is annotated as male-specific lethal 3 homolog. Gene Ontology annotation, biological process: chromatin organization; regulation of DNA-templated transcription. The record is from RefSeq and is a predicted model, not a curated record. Gene Ontology annotation, cellular component: nucleus; MSL complex; NuA4 histone acetyltransferase complex. NCBI's taxonomy places the organism in Eukaryota, Metazoa, Chordata, Actinopteri, Syngnathiformes, Syngnathidae. The coding region runs from base 193 to 1827 and encodes 544 amino acids. The transcript is spliced from 14 exons.
GUCAACGACAGAAGCACGAAGAAGUUUCGCAACAGCGCCAUCCCUCCACGCAUUAUUUGUUUGUUUUUUGUAAUGAAAAACAGAGGGAGAGUCCCAUCUCCCCCUCACAGGAGUGUGUUUGAGAAAGAUUCUCUUAAUAAUUAUGUUGGAUUUUGAAUUGAUACGUCUUCUCUCACACGGAGCCAUGAACAAAUGAAUUCGCGGGGUAUGAAAUUUAGAUUCCUAAAAGGAGAACGAGUGCUGUGCUUCGAACCCGAUCCAACCAAGGCUAAAGUCUUGUAUGACGCAAAGGUCCUUGAUAUAGUAAUAGGCAAGGAUGAACAUGGAAGGCGAAUCCCAAAGUACUUGAUUCACUUUAACGGUUGGAGCAGAAGCUGGGAUCGUUGGGCUGCUGAGGAUCAUGUCCUAAGGGACACUAAGGAAAGCCGCAAAUUGCAACGUAAACUGGCACGUGAAGCACUUGGUCGCAUGAAGAAAAAGGGAUGGGCAAAGAGGCGACAUCCUUCUGGUACUAAACCCUCGCUCAAGACACUUCCUAAGGAGGAUGACAGUGAUGACACAUGCUUGAUUUCAUCUUCUGGCAGCAGUGAGGGCGACGGUUCUGAAGCCGAGUCUUCGAAUAGUGGAGACACUACCUUCUCUGAGGACAUCAACAAAAUGAAAGUUGAACCUGAUAUCAAUCUCAAGAAGGAAAGCGAGGAGAGGGUUGUACAUGUUGACAUCAAUAUUCCAGAUAUCCUCAAGAAAAAAUUGGAGGAUGACUGCUUUUACAUCAAUAAGCGGAAAAAGUUGGUGAUGGUUCCUUGUCAAACGAAUGUUGUGCAAAUCUUGGAGUCUUAUGUAAAGCACUUUGCAAUCAACAAGGCUUUCAUGGCUAAUGAGCGGUACAGAAGGCAGCAACAGCAAAAUACGACACAGAGUAGCAGCCCACAGCCAAUCCCUCCAGAGAAGAAUGAGGAGCUGUGUAAGGAAAUGGUUGAUGGCCUGAGGAUCACAUUUGACUUCACUCUACCCAUGAUCCUCCUCUAUCCAUGUGAGCAAGCUCAGUUCAAAAAAGUUAGCUCUUCACGCUUUUUCCUGGCAGUCAAUGAAGGAUCUCCCUGCCCCAGCAUCACCCAGCGAGAACGCAGUCCCAGCCCAGCAGGUCACAACCCUCUCACACCUCAAUCAACAGACAGUCAGCCAGCCCUGAGUGACGUUUCUACUACCACACCAACUGCGCCCACCCCAAAGCGUCGCCGCCACCCUGACAUGGACUGUAUCUCCUACCAGUCCCAGUCGCUCAGGCGUUCUACCAGGAACACACCUGGGGGAGAACGCCCAGCUGAAGGGAGCAGUGGCGGCGGAGGCAGUUCCGCAGCGUCACCUCAACUCAAACGCCGCUUGAUCGACAGCUCAUUGCAGUCAAAAUUCAUCCUCAACCUUGACAGAAAAACUCCCGUACACAGUGGUUCAUCCUCCCCUUUGCCUUUGACUCCAGGCAAAGAACGAAGUGGACCUUUUCACGGCCUUGAGAGCAGGCGAAAUAAUGAGCUUAAUGAGGUUUUGAGUUGGAGGCUGACACCUGAUAACUAUCCCUUAAGUGACCAGCCUCCACCACCCUCCUACCUGUACGGAGUACAGCACCUUCUGCGACUUUUUGUGAAGCUUCCUGAGAUCCUUGGAAAGAUGCAGAUCCCUGAAAGGAAUCUAAGAGCCUUGGUCAAACAUCUUGAGCUCUUUCUCAGGUUUCUGGCUGAGUUCCAUGAGGAUUUCUUUCCCGAGUCUUCUUAUGUGUCAGCGUCCGAGGCUCACAAUAACAUGAAGCAACCAAGGCCUCUUUACUGAAAACUGCAGAUGCUUUUGCCCUUCUUUUUCUUGUCUUCACACCUUCUCAGUAUAUCUUUGAGAAAUAAAAAGUAUGGAGGUAGCUGCUACAAUAGAA